Xiphophorus hellerii (green swordtail) is the source of this 7879-nucleotide messenger RNA. It is a transcript of the gene gna11b, whose product is annotated as guanine nucleotide binding protein (G protein), alpha 11b (Gq class). The transcript is spliced from 7 exons. NCBI's taxonomy places the organism in Eukaryota, Metazoa, Chordata, Actinopteri, Cyprinodontiformes, Poeciliidae. The record is from RefSeq and is a predicted model, not a curated record. Bases 1303 to 2382 code for a protein of 359 amino acids. Gene Ontology annotation, biological process: adenylate cyclase-modulating G protein-coupled receptor signaling pathway. Gene Ontology annotation, molecular function: guanyl nucleotide binding; G-protein beta/gamma-subunit complex binding; GTPase activity. Gene Ontology annotation, cellular component: heterotrimeric G-protein complex; cytoplasm.
GCCCACAAAUUUUGUGAAUGAGUCUUAUGCAAUUCUUCCCCCUGGCCUCAGGAUGUCGCUGCAGUUCCAGCACACCUUUGCCUUCUGGUUACAUCUGGGGGUUUUUUUUUUUUCAUGCGGCGGUGCUGCUUCAGUGCCUUUAAAAUAUGGGUCUAGUUCCACUUUUAACACCCGUGCUCCAUGCAUACUUUUCCAUUUUCGCAAACACUUUGUUUAGACCACACCAUACGUGUCCUACAUUUAUAAUAUGAGGCGGUUAUGUAUGCUGUGGACAAUUUUCGCAUCUCAUGGACGUAAGUUGGGGCGCUCGGAUACAAAUCCCUCCCCGAGACCCGCCUCGCUCAUUCAAUUGGUCUGCCCCAAACCUGCUUCAUGCAGUCCGCCGCCUGUCACUCAACGCCGCUCUUCCCUCCUCCGCCUCGCUUGGCAGCAUCCAGGAGUGUUGCCCACCUUAUUCCUGCGACGGGCAUUUGAUGUGAACAUAUUUACUGCAAGAGCCGCCGGUUCGGCACGAGUUUUUUCUCCGUUAUUACCAGUUUUUUUUUUUUUUGCACUAGCUUUUGUCAUUUACCGCGGGGAUGACUCAGGAUGUAACUGGGUGUUGUCCUGUUGUUUUUAGCUAGGCGGACAAAUUCCUUCAACCAGCCUGCUGUUUCAAUCACUGCCGGCUGUCACUACGUUAGCCGAGGCGCUGUUUGGUUGGGCGAGCUAGCGGGCUAGCAGGGCGAGCACUCCCGAUUGUCUUCGGCCUAAUUUUAGGGGAGGGUUGCGCUGAUGUUGUUGGAAUAACGCCGAAGAGACUGCGGACACAUCAGCUGUCACCGGGUUGGAUGCUGCAGGUCUGAACCACUCUUGACGGAUGGUGAAGAUUGAAUUGGAAAAGGCAGUGACAGAAAAAAAAAAACCUAAAGGGGCUUUAAGUUGCUGCCGUUAGGAACAAAAAAGCAAAAAAAAAUAAUACCUAAGCUGUGUUCAGAGCGGUGCAGUCAGAGGAGAACUUGCUCCCCUUUCCAGUGUGAAUCUCCCGUGAUUUACGGUGGAACAUCCGGGUGAAGUCGCGCUUCUUCCCGGCCGGGGGGACAACUUGACAGCGAGGCCCCUUGGCUAAGUCUCCCCUCCCCCAGCCCCGACCAUCCAUCCAUCCGUCCGUCCAGUCCAGUCCAGUCCAGUCCAGUCCGACUGACCGCCUCCUCCUCGCUUGCCUGAGAGCCAAGCGAGGGCCGGGGAUUCGGGAGAAACGGAAACCAGUGAGCCAGUGUUCGUCAGGUCCCGUUUGAUCCGGGCUGCCACAACCAGGGGGGGAUGACUCUGGAGUCCAUGAUGGCUUGCUGCCUGAGCGAGGAGGCGAAGGAGUCGAAACGAAUCAAUGCAGAAAUUGACAAACAACUCCGCCGAGACAAGCGGGACUCCAGGAGGGAGCUGAAAUUGCUGCUGCUCGGUACGGGAGAAAGUGGCAAGAGCACCUUCAUCAAGCAGAUGAGGAUCAUCCAUGGAGCCGGCUACUCGGAUGAAGACAAGCGGGGCUUCAUCCGGCUUGUUUACCAAAACAUCUUCACCUCCAUGCAGGCCAUGAUCCGCGCCACCGAGAACCUCAAGAUCCCGUACAAAUAUGAACAGAACCGGGCCAAUGCCAUGCUUGUGAAGGAAGUGGAUAUUGAGAAGAUCAAUGGGUUUGAUCAGCACUAUGUCGUAGCUAUUAAAAGCCUGUGGGCUGAUCCGGGAAUCCAGGAGGCCUACGACCGUCGCAGAGAAUACCAGCUCUCCGAUUCCACUAAAUAUUAUCUUUCGGAUCUGGAUCGUAUUGCCGAUCCCAACUAUCUUCCCACUCAGCAGGAUGUACUCAGAGUGCGCAUCCCCACUACAGGAAUCAUAGAGUACCCCUUCGACUUGCAAAGCAUCAUUUUCAGGAUGGUGGAUGUCGGGGGUCAGAGGUCAGAGCGGAGGAAGUGGAUUCACUGCUUUGAGAAUGUCACCUCCAUCAUGUUUCUUGUGGCUCUGAGUGAGUACGACCAGGUCCUGGUGGAGUCCGACAACGAGAACCGCAUGGAGGAGAGCAAGGCUCUGUUCAGGACGAUCAUCACCUAUCCCUGGUUUCAAAACUCUUCAGUCAUCCUCUUCCUUAACAAGAAGGAUCUACUAGAGGAGAAGAUUACUUAUUCGCACUUGGUGGACUACUUCCCUGAAUUUGAUGGUCCCCAGAGAGACGCCCAGGCAGCGCGGGAGUUCAUCCUCAAAAUGUUUGUGGACUUGAACCCAGACAGCGACAAGAUCAUCUACUCCCACUUCACCUGUGCCACGGACACUGAGAACAUCCGCUUUGUGUUUGCGGCCGUCAAGGACACCAUCCUACAGCUCAACCUGAAAGAGUACAACCUGGUGUGAGAGGGGUGGGGACGGUGCUCACGACGCACUUCUCCCCCCUCGCCCAUUGCACAAAGCGCACCCCUCUUUCGGGAACGUGCCGUCAACCCCACACGCAUCGCACAGCGCAGCACUCCGGCUCUCACACACUCAUUCACACACAAACAGAACUGUUGCUUUUUUGAUUUUAAUUUUUAACAAUUUUUUUUUUCUGUCCAGUACGGUGUGUAUUUCCAGGUCCUCCCACCUUGAAUCGUGCCCCUUCUUUCACCAAAGCCGCUCCGUCCUUCUCCUCCUUCUCUCGGCAGCUUGUCGCAUCAGUCUUCGGCCCUUACAAAGCUGCUCCCGGUGUCAGAGCUUGGCAGACAAACCUUUCAGACGGGCUCUGCGGCGGCGACUGGAAGGGAUUUUUUUUUUUUUGUCUUUGGCAUUUGUACUUGGGGCAGUUUUUAUUGGCAAUGAAUUUCGGUGGAGACAAAAAACAACAAAAAGAAAACAGUAAUCUUAGGGCCCCACAGUGUUGACCCUGUCUCCUUUCCUGCCAGUGUGGAAGGCACUGACUGACUUAUCUGGUGAUAUCAUCUGAGAACCAGCGGUGCUGAACACAGACAUGCUCCAGAGCGACGCGGUCCGGAUGUGAGGUCGCGCACCAAACAAAGGGACGGACUGGAGGAUUCUGUCAUCGCCUCGCAUCUAUGAAUGUACCCCAGGUGUGAGCAUCACAAUCGCAAAAAAGGAGAAAUGUAUAUUAUGAAUUUAAUGCAUAUUUAUCCAUCGAAAAUCUGUUGGCGAAAUUGUUUUUUUUUAGCAGAUUUUUACUGAUUUAAACACUAACACUACACAGGCUGAGUCAAGCGGGCAUGAAAGCAGAGAGCGUAUCAAAAAAUUUAGCAAAAUUUUUAAAAAAAGCAACUUAUUUGACAUAAGUAUCCUUUGGAGAUAUACAUUUUUUUUAAGUUCAAGUUUAUCACACGCUUCCCUCCUCCAAAAUGUAUUCUGUAUGAAUUUACAGGGACAAUCUUCCACAUGACGCAGCACGCGAAACCGCUCCAUCAGUACAAAACACUAGUCUCACAGCGGGGCGAAGGGCCCCGCAUUGGAAAGUUUGCAGUCUCAUUCAUGGAGUUGAGCUGCGAGUAGCUAAAUCGGCCGGAAACGCAAAAUGUCCGACGACAUCACACUACCUGACGCGACGCGGCCAUCACUGGCGUCAGGACGUGCUUCUUAUAUUUUGUUUUUACGUUGGGUUUUGUUGAGCAAUUAAAUUAAGGGGGAAGGUAGGAAGAUGCGCCUUUCACAGAAAAUACUCUGAAGUCUGCAAAUUUUUGUGUAUAUUUGUAAAUACAUAUACACAAAACUCUUCUGUACAAAACAAGUGCUCUGUGGUACACCAUCUUUGGUUUUUGAAAAGAAAAAAAAAAAGACUUUCUUUAGCAUACAGUUUUCUCCUAUGAAUUUAUGGUAGUAUUGAUACUGUGAUUAUGAAUUAUGUUCACUUGAUUAAUAGAAUUUCAAAGAGCCACAUGGUGUUGAGGAAAUGAAGUGAGGUGGUGGGGGGGAGUCGGAGAAAAAGACAGCCUCUGAACGCCACACUACUGCAUCAGCUCUGUGUUCAGAGUAAAACUAACUAGGGCUGGUUCAACUAAAAAGAAAAAAAAAAAUCUUCACGGUUAAGGUGAAAGGAUGAUUUUGAGAGUAAUUAAAGAUUUUUUUUAUUUAUAUAAUUUAUGGACCAGGAUGAAGGUGUUGAUAAUUUGACUGCUCGUGUUUCUGUCAUGUUGAAGGGCUCCUUUUCUCAUGGCAGAGCCUAACUUGAGUCUGAACUGCUGUUAAAAAAAAAAUUACAAAACGACAAAAAAAAAAAACAACGAAUGUCUGGUAUAGUAAGAACUUUAUCUCUGCUUUCUAUUUCUUAUAGACAUUUCCAGAUGUACUUGCCAUUACAUUUCCAUCCAUUAUAAUGCUGUUUGUUUGUUUCUUUUUAUCUUAUAUCUUAGGGAGCCCUCACAUGUUUCUUUUUUUCAUAUUUUUUAAUGACAAAUUUUUUUUUCUCGUUGGGUUAUAGAUGCAGCGCUGUAAUACAUACCUAGAAAAAUGUACAGUACAAAAAUAAGUGGACUUUUUUUUUUUAUCAGUGAUUGAAGACCUCUGAGGUCCAUGCUUGCUAUUUGUAACUUAACAAAAGAUAAAACUUUUCUUUUUUGUUUGUUUUGUUUUGUUUGUUUGCUUUUAUUUCCAGUUUUUGGAGGCUUGCUUUGAAUAGUGCCAGUGAAGUGCAGAUAUAUAUAUGUAUAUAUAUAUAUUUUCUUUUGGUCUCAUACACGACCUUUUCUACAAGUGAUUUACCCUUCAUCCUCAUUAAGGGCUAUAUCACAGUGCAUCCGACAGCGGGGAGUGGAGUAAAGGACCACAGUGAACCAAGUCAUCCACUAUUACUACUACUACUUGUUUAGAAAGAGAUUAUUUGCUGUCUGUGCUAUUAAGAAGUAAGGCAGAGUGUUAACACAAUUGUAAGGUGCGUGUAUGUGUGCGAGUAGAGCAUUUUUACCAACACUUAAGAUGCUUUCUUUAAGUAUUUCCUCUGGUUUCUCACCACAUUUCCGUUUGCAUCCGUAUCGCAGUGUUGCUUGUAAUCCAUCAUGGAGUGUUGAGGUGCUUAACAGUACGGACACUGCUACUACUGCUACUACUACCAGGAUAGUAUUGCAUGAUUUCCCCAAGUAUUUGAGUUGUAGCUAGUAAGCCAAGAGAUGUUAUUAAGACCAUACUGGUGUCGUUGCGUAUUGUAACCUGUGUGCAUUUCUGCUUUUAUGGCAGCUGAAGGAGGUCGAAUAGUGGUGAUAAUGAAAAGAUUGAUCUUUUUUAUUCUUUUUUUGGGACUAAAGUGCUGCAGUUUAACAACUGCCUGCCUUCUGAACAGAUCAAUUACGGUGUUCCUUCCCCACUAUAACAUGUAUGUAAUUUUGAGAAAUCUCUUCAUUUUGUGUGGAAGUCAAUUACAUUCAUGCAAAGCAGUGAUAGAAGUCCAGCUAAAAGGAUAGUGUAAGAUUUUUGAAGUGAGACUUUAAGUUGAUAUCUUACAAGCAGUGGAGGAACUUUCAUGUAGCAAAAAUCAAUAUUGCUUGGUGAAGCUUACUGCAAGACUAAGACCAAAGUGGACGUCUGUUGUCUUAAAACGGCACCAAAAGCAUCAGAACUGUAUGCAAAUGUGAAUUUAUAAAGUUCAAAUUGGACUUUUCAACGGGAGAUCAGUUUUUCUAUUCAUCCCUUUAUUGGCUUGAUGUUCAAUUCACCGAUGAGACAGCCGUACAAAGUACACUUCCUGUUUAAUAAGAUCCUGACAUUUUUUAUGCUUCAUCUGGCUGAGUUUUAACAGUAACCAUUUGUAGUACCUAUUAACUUCUUCCUACAGUAACGACGUCCACACUGAAGAGUGUUGGUUGCAGCGUUACCUGGUAUCGGCUAAGAAUGGUGCAUUUGUUGAAAAAAAUAUCUGUUUCUUAUUUGUCGUUUUCAAGAUGAUGUUUUGAUUUAAUUUAAAUUCGGAUUAGUUGGUACCAGAGUCUCAAGCUAACAGCUAAACCAAGAUCAAAGGGGAUUUUUAUCAUGUUGGCAUCAAAACGGCAGUAGCUUAUGCAAACAUUAUUGCAUUAUUUGCAUUGGUUAUUUACACAGGGAUACUGGGAAUGGAGCUUGGAGGCAGUGCGCUGCCACUGAUCGUAUACUGAAAACAGAACAAGUAAAGUGUUUUCGGUCAUAGUAGUAUUAUGGUAUAAAUCAAGAAGCGAAAAGAAAACGGGUCAAGUGAACACUGGUCUAAUUUUUCCACUGCAUUAGUUUUCUGACUGGAAAUGCUUCACAUGUUUUGUUCUCAGUUCAUAUUUCACACAGGAAGCUUAUUAGUGGCGCACCGCCUGCUACCUCAAAUUUCCCAAGCAAGUAAUCGGCUUCUGCUUAAAUGGCCAGCAAAGGCUUACAUGAUGAUGAUGAUGAUGAUGAUGAUGAUUUAAAUGUUCAUAAAAUAGUUUGCAUCCAUCACAAAUACCAUAGAAGUCCACUUUGUUCUUUGUUCUUCUCGGACUAACCAUUAUCUUGACAUUUGCCCCCGAUUUAUACUAAAUGAAGCUUCUAGGAUUAUUUUCUCCGGGAAAGAUUUUAAUGAGUUAAAACGCUUCAACAGAACCUGACGUUUAUAAUCCUUCAACCAUCUUUCUGUUACAGCGGAAAGACGGCGGAGCUAGUUUCCAAUGUAAUCAGGUUUAAAAUAUGCAACAGUGCACCAGUAUGGCAUUGCCAUUUUCUCUGCAGAAAAUGGCACUAACCUCACGCUGAGGAGUGACUGCUGCUGUGACUGCUGUCAUAUAGAGAGGAUCAGGAUGCCAGUAUGCAUAACCAAGUGUUUUAUCACUAGUGUUAGUUCUACUUUUUGCCGAGCGCAGCUCACCCAAACGGUUUCCCGACCAUGAAUUUGCUAACUUGACUCUACAACCCUGACACGUGGUGAAGGCUCAGGUGGCUGCUGGUGUGGAUGCGUUCGAGUUAGCAGUCUCAUUUUUCCUUUCUGUUUUGGACAUGUAAUUAUUUCAACAUAACCAAGCAGGAAAGAGGGAUGCAAUUCAGUCUCCCAUCACUCAUGACCAUGUUUUAUUAUCCUCCUUUCACACUACAUUACUUAUUUAUUGCCUUGAGUUAAGAGAGAUGGCCCUUUACAAUGUUUCUGAAAGCUUGCUAUUAAACUAAGGGAAUCAGACUUAUCUCUUAUACAUCUUUAUAGAGUUGGACACUCAGCCCAAAGCUUGUUCCUCGUUUUUUUUUUAAUUUAAUAUAAACAAUUCCUGAACACUGUCUUUUUUUUUUUUUUGGACCACUUCAUUUACUUUUGUUUCCUCACUCCAGUAAAAGCUGAAUUUCAAUCAUGUAGUGGUUUGUAUAACGUGAUUUUUUUUUUUUUCCUUUUUGUUUUAUUUUAUAUCUGAACCAACAUGUAAAUGAUGUAUUAUUCUGAGUGUGCCAACCCCACCCUCCAGAGCCAGGCUCUCUCUAAGUGCCAAUGAUGUGGUCGCUAUCAGAAGGACCACCAUUUGAGACGGGGGCUGAGGGGGCUCCCCUUUGUAAAACAAACCAGAGACUAAAGUGAUAAUUAUGAACACACCAAGAUCUUAUUCUGUAUUUAAGAUUGAUUUGAAAGAUAAUCUGCUCUUUUUUUUGUUCGUAUUUUUAAAGAAACUGUAAUUAUAUUUGCAUGUGGUGUUUGUUUUUGUGUUGAAAGUGAGGGCUUGGAUGUUUUUCACUGAAGUAGAGCCCUUCUGCUGAACAGGGUUCAAUCAGUUGGUUAUUAUUGAUUUACAAUAACUCUUGCCAUAUUUUUUUUUAUUUGUUUCAUGUAUUUGUUUCAGCCACUGUUGCCUGAUCCUCAUUCAAACAUGAACAUGACUUAUGAUCAUUGUCGCCUUCUAAGAGAGAAACAUAAUGACAAGGUAUCUGUUUUAAAUUGAAAUAAAUUUGUUCCUAUACUUGC